CAGGCACCGGCAACACUCCGGUGACUAAACGGGGAAACCGGACACAUGAGAAAACGCGUCUCGCGGCGCGGAGGAGACUGGCCCUGUCCCCGGGCUCUGCGCAGCCGCUUGCGGCCAGGCGGGGUCGGUGCGGUCGCUCUCAGCGCUGCGAGCCUCAGGUUCUCAAACGAGUCCGCGCGGCCUUAGUGCCGCGAGUUUCCCGGAGUGUCACACGCCCGACAAUCUUGUCACCCGCUUGCGGCCGACUUCCCGCUAACACCUUCGCCACCACAGUCAAUUGCUUCCCAUUUUCCUGUUGUUUUCACAACACGUGAAUUACUACCACUUUGGGAGAGAACAAUCGGAGAUAGACGUUUGAAGGACAAUGAUAAUAACAAGUGUAAUGUUACAUGUAAAUGCAUACAGCAUGACAUACGUCCAGUCCUCCAAGACGGUAAGGUUGCGUAGGUGAACAUCAUUCAGAAGUCAAAACUUUCUUACUCUAAUAACCGAGGACUCUAAUUAAACGUAGCUUUUUAAAAGGAAAUACAGGAUUCAGGAAUUUCUAAGGUUCCGGCCUCCUGUGUAAACCAUUGGGUUAGAUGGGCUUCACAUAAAAUACGAACGUUCCACCUAAAUUUAAGGACGGCUGAAUCUCUUAAAGGCUGAUCGGUAUACACUCAACCAACGAAAAGGUAGAAUCUGGUCUACCUACUCUUGCUACAAAAGGGUUAUAUUUGAUGUUUUUAAUUUUGAAAAACAUUUUAAGGACUAUAAAAUUAGGUCUGGGCGGUGAGAAGUUGGCCCUUCUUGUGGCUCAGAAUCCAGGUGAUUGACCGCGUACACGCCUGCUCCGCAAGGCUCGAGAGGUUGGUACUGGAGAAUUGAGUCAUUGAUAUUUUACACCUGACAAAAUGUACUCUAAGCUUAAAAUAUGAGUUGCAGAAAGCUCCAAGUUUGGAAGACAUGAUUAACUUUUUUUUUUUUUUUAACAUUUAACAAACUGGUGCCUGAUUACUGGAAAUAUUUCUGUAAACGCCAGUAUAAUUUAACUAUGGUUGAGAUGGUCUUCAAAGGAGCUCCUUCAUUUAAGCAUUGUAAAGGGGUGCCAUUUUUGAAAAAGGUUUCAGAAGUUUGUAAUCCGAUAUCGUGCUAUUGAGCAGGGAGUAUAAAGAGUACAUUAUUGGGGGGCAAUAUUUCUCAAAUUUCUCCCCAAGAAAUGAAGAACUAUAGAGUUUUGGAGUACAAUAUGAACAAAGUCAAUGACUACUUUUUUGAAAACCUUCAAGUCACUGCGCUCAGACUGAAAAUCAGAUGUGGAAGGAACAAAAAGCUUGAAAAGAUGAGGAUUACGUGGUAGCCAAUGAAACUGCGCUAUUGUUGGAAAGUUAAAAGAUAGACCAAUCAGGGCUUGUAACAUAAUAUCGUCAUGUUUUUAUCGUCCAAUCACUACACUUUAUGUACUAUAAAUAUAAGCAAGUAGCCAAAGCGAGGUAUUCGUGUCAGUGCUUUGAACAUUCUUGUCCUUAUUGUUCACUUCGUUAUGGCUCGCACGAAGCAGACGGCGCGCAAGUCGACGGGCGGCAAGGCCCCGCGCAAGCAGCUGGCCACCAAGGCGGCCCGCAAGAGCGCGCCGGCCACCGGCGGCGUCAAGAAGCCGCACCGCUACCGGCCCGGCACGGUGGCCCUGCGCGAGAUCCGGCGCUACCAGAAGUCCACGGAGCUGCUGAUCCGCAAGCUGCCGUUCCAGCGCCUGGUGCGCGAGAUCGCGCAGGACUUCAAGACCGACCUGCGCUUCCAGAGCUCGGCCGUCAUGGCGCUGCAGGAGGCGUGCGAGGCCUACCUGGUGGGGCUCUUCGAGGACACCAACCUCUGCGCCAUCCACGCCAAGCGCGUCACCAUCAUGCCCAAGGACAUCCAGCUGGCGCGCCGCAUCCGCGGGGAGAGGGCGUAAGUGUUUGGUCAAGGAGCGCCAACUUGAAACCC
Messenger RNA from Canis lupus familiaris (dog), 1965 nucleotides. It is a transcript of the gene H3C1, whose product is annotated as H3 clustered histone 1. The record is from RefSeq and is a predicted model, not a curated record. The transcript has a single exon. Gene Ontology annotation, cellular component: nucleosome. Bases 1523 to 1933 code for a protein of 136 amino acids. NCBI's taxonomy places the organism in Eukaryota, Metazoa, Chordata, Mammalia, Carnivora, Canidae. Gene Ontology annotation, molecular function: protein heterodimerization activity; DNA binding; structural constituent of chromatin.